AUGCCACGCUCUCCGUCACCUUAUCGUAGUAGCAGUCGUCGACGUUACCGAGACCUUGAUCGUGCCUCUGUUUCUCCAUCCAGAUCGCCACCAGCACGUCGUUAUCGUUCUCGUUCACCACCUUCACCUGGUGGUCGCUAUUAUUCUCGAUCGCCACCAGCACGUCGUCCUAAACGCUCUCCUUCAAGAUCACUAUCUCGUUCACGAUCACCUCCACGCUAUCGUUCUCGUAGACGAUCACCAUCCCCUCGUGGAAGACGAGGUCGUCGUGGCCGUAGUCCUCGAGAUUAUGACAGAGGAAGACGUCGUUCUUGGAGUCGCUCCCCAUCACGUCCUUCUAGAAGAUACAGUCGUGAAGCACCACCACGUAGACGAUCUCCAUCAGCAUCUCCACCUCCACCUGCUGACGAUAAACCCGCUGUGGAAAUCAACGACGACGAUGAUGAGGAAACCAAAAUGAUGAAAUUGAUGGGUUUUGGUGGAUUUGAUACAACCAAGAACAAGCAUGUCCCAGGCACUGAUGCAUCUGCAGCCAAUGUUCGUAAACCUCUAAAGUACCGUCAAUACAUGAAUCGUCGCGGUGGUUUCAAUAGACCAUUGGAUAAGGUAUAG
Molecule: messenger RNA, 612 nt
Organism: Lichtheimia ornata
Lineage: Eukaryota; Fungi; Mucoromycota; Mucoromycetes; Mucorales; Lichtheimiaceae
Exons: 4
Coding region: 1-612 (203 amino acids)
Biological process (GO): RNA splicing
Cellular component (GO): precatalytic spliceosome
Source: RefSeq, a predicted model, not a curated record